This is a messenger RNA of Sinocyclocheilus rhinocerous, 2118 nucleotides long. Its product is annotated as translin-associated factor X-interacting protein 1-like. The record is from RefSeq and is a predicted model, not a curated record. The transcript is spliced from 11 exons. NCBI's taxonomy places the organism in Eukaryota, Metazoa, Chordata, Actinopteri, Cypriniformes, Cyprinidae. Gene Ontology annotation, cellular component: cytoplasm. Bases 624 to 1871 code for a protein of 415 amino acids.
AAUGAAGGUUAUAAUGAAGGUUACACGAAUGACGAUUAGUAGUUGAGUCUGAAAAAAAUAAACAAACAUGGAAACAAACAUUUUUACUGCUGGAAUUUAGUGUAUGAGAACAAGGAGCCAGUGGUAGGGUGACCACCUGUCUUAAAAUUUGAGAGCUUUGUCACUCUUCCUGCAAAACGUAAGCAGUGUCCUGCAUUUCAAUUUUGUGUGUAUUAUUUUUUUUUUUACCUGAAAUUACAAUACCACAAUAAGAAAUAUAAUUUCAAAAAAUGUGAUUGCCAUUUAAAAAUCCAUUAGUGCAGCAGUCAUGUUAUAGCUAGUGUGGGGAAAAUAACAACCAAAGCAUUCAUAGAGAGGGUUUUUUCUGCUGAUGAUGACUGGACGGAGCAAAGGAAUCAGUGUGGACCUCAUCAAAAGUCGUUAAAUACAGCCAGGCAGGAUUUAAAUUUUUUUUUGAAGAUGAGGAAUAUUAGCCAGGCUGGAGCUUUUUUUUUUUUUUACAGAGGUUUGAUUGCCAGGAGUGAGUUGCAGUAGUCAGACGGAGGUUGAGUGAGGAGGUGAUUUGACAGAAACUUUGCUUGUUCCUCUCAGAGGAUGAAUCUGAGGAUCCUGUGGUGGUGAAAAUGGCUUUGCAGGUGUGUAGAGAGGACCUUACCAAAGUCCAAGUUGAGCUUAACCGCCUCCAAGCCGAAUACAGUGAUGUGGUCCCACGACGAGACUGGGAUAACCUGAAUCAUAUGCAUGAGGAGACUUUAAUAAAGCUGGAAACCUUACAGACAGACUUUGACCAGUUAAAGUCUGAGUAUGACACACUGCUUGAGGUUCAUCGUCAGUCAGCACCUGCUGUGUUACACUCCAAUCAGUCUGUGCUGCAACAUGGCUCUGAUAACAAACACAUUGUUACAACUCCCAGACCAAACUGGGAACAAUGUUCAGACAUACUAGGAGGCAGUGAGCGAUGUAAAGAGCUCUUUGAAGGUCAAUCCAGCCAAAAGAGGCUGGAGAUCUUGCUGCAGCAGAUGAAUGGCCAAAAUGAGUUCUUCACUGGUCUUGGCACAUCCAGUGACGUCCCCAUUUAUCUACAGUAUGAGGGGAAACUUAAGAAUCUUAAACUCAAGAAAGCAGAUGUAGUCAGAGUUAUUAAAGACAUCUGGAGGGAAAAAACUUCAGAGAAUGAAAAGAAUGAUGACUCCAGAGAUCUGCAGAUGUUUCUUCACAGCUAUCUUGUGGAACAUUAUAAGGAUAAGGCAGGAGAGUGGGCUUACAGCUUGAUGGAAAGCAUUCAGAACAAUCUUGAAGAUUAUCUCAUUUGCCUUUUUAAUGACAUCUUGAUUGGGAAGGUUGAUGAGAGUAUCUACCAUGGACAGACUCAGCUGCUGUCUCACUUGCUCAAGGUUUUAAUUCAAAGUGACACAACACAAUGCGGAUCACUAACUGUCUUAGAAUUUAGUGAUGCAUUGAAGAAGGCCUUCCCUCUGAAAGAUCAAGACAUAGAGGAGCUGUUGGCGGUGGCUCAGACAGAGCUGAAGAGUAAUGGAGUGCGCAUUGCUUAUCAGACACUUUAUACAGAGGACACAGAUGGAAGACACAAAGAAUUCCUGAGUCUAGUUAAAAAACAAGCUACUGCUGAGAGACUCCAGUACAUCAGCGAGCUGAGAAUGCAACUAGAAGGCAAACGGGAAGUGGAUGCAGAGCACCUCAGGACUGCCUUCAAGACUAUCGAUCCCUCACUGGAUUCUGAAACUCUGGACUGGAAUCUCGGUGUAGCUUUUCAGACAAAGGAGGGUGAAUUACGAGCUCAAGCUUUGAACACCGAGGUUGUGCUACAGCGUCUCUCUGUGGCUAAUGUAAAAAGGGCAGGGCCUAAGUGAUGACAGUUGUUACAUCAAGCACAUUUCCAAUCUUUUUAUAGCACACUACAUAUAUAAACCAAGCACAGCACUAGGGUAUAGAAAUAUCUUAAUACUUUAAUAGUUUGCAUAUUGUUAUGUAAUUAGAUAAAUCACAUAUCAAGAAUAACACAAUAAUUAAAUAAUAAAAAAAUUAUUUAAAUAGCCUCAUGUCUCUGCGUGCUCCUUUAACAUAUUAUUUUUUGCUUUUUUUAUUAAAAAGAAACUG